Molecule: messenger RNA, 3237 nt
Organism: Vicugna pacos (alpaca)
Lineage: Eukaryota; Metazoa; Chordata; Mammalia; Artiodactyla; Camelidae
Gene: STK38
Product: serine/threonine kinase 38
Biological process (GO): protein phosphorylation
Molecular function (GO): ATP binding; protein serine/threonine kinase activity
Source: RefSeq, a predicted model, not a curated record
UGCGCAGUCUGGGCCGCUGGCUGCUGUGCCAAGCCCCUCUCCGCGGCAAGGGAGCCGGCUGUCUGGGCCCCUCCGCUCGCCUUCUUUUCCGGCAGUUGGGGCACUUCCUGUUGUCCUCACUCGCAACCGCCACUCGGCCGCUACCUCAGAGCCCCUCGCGCGACCCCUCCUCUCCUCUGGUCGGCUGGCUGCUGCCGCUGGGGCUUCUGUCCGUACAUCGAGACCGCUGGCCCGGCCGGCGUCUGCGGCUGGCCGCCGCCCCCAGCCCUGCCUCCCACUGGGCUCUGCAGCCAUGGCAAUGACAGGCUCAACACCUUACUCGUCCAUGAGUAAUCACACAAAGGAAAGGGUGACAAUGACCAAAGUGACACUGGAGAAUUUUUAUAGCAACCUGAUCGCUCAACAUGAAGAACGAGAAAUGAGACAAAAGAAGUUAGAAAAAGUGAUGGAAGAAGAAGGCCUAAAAGAUGAAGAGAAACGACUGAGGAGAUCAGCACACGCUCGGAAGGAAACAGAGUUUCUUCGUUUGAAGCGAACAAGACUUGGACUGGAAGAUUUUGAGUCCUUAAAAGUAAUAGGCAGAGGCGCUUUUGGUGAGGUGCGGCUUGUUCAGAAGAAAGAUACAGGGCAUGUGUAUGCGAUGAAAAUACUCCGUAAAGCAGAUAUGCUUGAAAAAGAGCAGGUUGGCCACAUUCGUGCGGAGCGCGACAUUCUAGUGGAGGCAGACAGUUUGUGGGUUGUGAAAAUGUUCUAUAGUUUUCAGGAUAAGCUAAACCUCUACCUAAUCAUGGAGUUCCUGCCUGGAGGGGACAUGAUGACCCUGUUGAUGAAAAAAGAUACCCUGACAGAAGAGGAGACUCAGUUUUAUAUAGCAGAAACAGUGUUAGCCAUAGACUCCAUUCACCAACUUGGAUUCAUCCACAGAGACAUCAAACCAGACAACCUUCUCCUGGACAGCAAGGGUCACGUGAAACUUUCUGACUUUGGCCUUUGCACAGGACUGAAGAAAGCACAUAGGACAGAAUUUUAUAGGAAUCUGAGCCACAGCCUCCCCAGUGAUUUCACUUUUCAGAAUAUGAAUUCCAAAAGGAAAGCAGAAACCUGGAAAAGAAAUAGACGUCAACUAGCCUUCUCCACGGUAGGCACUCCUGACUACAUUGCUCCCGAGGUGUUCAUGCAGACCGGGUACAACAAGCUCUGUGACUGGUGGUCGCUCGGCGUGAUCAUGUAUGAGAUGCUCAUCGGCUACCCACCUUUCUGUUCUGAGACCCCACAAGAGACAUAUAAGAAGGUGAUGAACUGGAAAGAAACUUUGACUUUUCCUCCAGAAGUUCCUAUUUCUGAGAAAGCCAAGGAUCUAAUUUUGAGAUUCUGCUGUGAAUGGGAACACAGAAUUGGAGCCCCUGGAGUUGAGGAAAUCAAAUGUAAUUCUUUUUUUGAAGGUGUUGACUGGGAACAUAUCAGAGAGAGACCUGCGGCAAUAUCUAUUGAAAUCAAAAGCAUUGACGAUACCUCAAACUUCGAUGAGUUUCCAGAAUCUGAUAUUCUUAAACCAACAGUGGCAACAAGUAAUCACCCUGAGAGCGACUACAAGAACAAAGACUGGGUCUUCAUCAAUUACACGUACAAGCGCUUUGAGGGCCUGACUGCGAGGGGGGCAAUACCCUCCUAUAUGAAAGCAGCAAAAUAGUUUCCUUGAAAUGGAAUUCUAAGUAGAGCAGACUUCCUUGUACAGCAUCACGGUUUUCAUCUCACAUGCUCUUUUGAAAGAGCUUCCAAGAAGCUUAUGGAACCCACCACUGUGUCAUGGUAAACUCUCCUGAAGUGCGACAGUAAGUGGGUUCCCUUCCAUAGCGCGUCUGCUGACCUGCAGAGCAGACACAACUCUCUCUGCUACAUCGGCCGCAAACAGCUGUCCUGCUUCCUUAGAAGCAUCAUGAGCCAAUUUGAUUUUGUAAAAAAAAACUUUUUUCCUAAGUUCAUCAGAACGAAGGGGGAAAAAACAGCCAUCAUCCAACAUGACUUAGAUUGUAACAUAUACUUAUUGAACAUCAGCCAACUCCUGUGAUUUUUGUGACAUGCUUUCUGCCAAGCCCACCAAGUAUUUUUUGUUUUUCUUUACAGCUUCAAAGAACCGAAACUUUAAAGUUCCAGAGUACUAAGGAAAAAAAGCAGUAACUCUUCAGCAGCCAGCCUCCUGGCUGAAGGAAGUGACCCACCCUCCCAGUGGGUGGUGAUGGUAGUUUCUCCCCAGACCUCGGCCUCGGGCAAGUGGCUUUGUAUAGCCUCCAUUCAUGGUGCACUUUAUUUAUGGUACUAGGAUAAAGACCCUCAGUGCAUUUUGAUUAUCUCCUCCAGCUCAUCUGAAAUACUCAUGCUGCUUUUCUGAAUGUUCAUGGGAACGGAUACCAGGUUGAGCCAUUGUUGCUCUUAGAAGGUCCCCAAAGCCACUGGGCCUUGCCAAGGCGUUGUGGCCCUCGUGGAAAACCCCAUUUCAUCCCACUGAUGGAUGUUGCUGUGGAACAGGAACUUUGUUCUUGGGACGAGCCCAGGCAGAAGCAGGAGGCCUGGGACCCUCUUGGCUAAGGUGCUACUCCUGCUCUGUCUCCAGAACCUCCUUGGAAGUGGUUGAAGGAACUGGCCCAGUACAAAGUGCAGAGCCAGCCUUCAAAUCCUUGUAAAAGUUCACGCCUCAAUCUUUGGUGCAACUGUAUUUGUAUUCGCUUGGUGUUUCUCCUUUUCCAACUUUAACCAUUUUGCCUUGGAAUCAUGAUUACAAAUUUUUGCUUUGCAGAUGCCUUCCCUAGCGGAUAGUCCUCUCCACCCUGAAGGGUCACCUGCAGGCUUGGGCUGACCAGGCCUCUCUACUGGAGUGUUCUCCUAAGAGAGAACCUCUUGAGUUUCAACACAAAGUGCCUUUUCUUUCACAGCUGCCACCGCCUUUAGAGGACUUUUGCUGCACCAGAAAACUGUGGAGGCUCCAUAUUAAUGCAUUAUCACUUUAAAAUUUUUCGAUAAUUCUUACAGCAUCACGUGCACUUGUGUAGUGACUUUGCCUGUUGCAGUGUCAUGGCCAUGCAACAACUGGGAGACUAUUUUAUUCCAGUCUUGAGGUUGUUACUAUCAGCUAAGAAAGGAAAGUAUGUCCCAGCUUGCCAUUCAGAAAAGAGAAAUGGAACAUCAAAUUUACAGUAGUAAGUGAGACUACUUUGGGUUUUAAAGUCUUAGAGGAAAAAA